Messenger RNA from Capronia coronata CBS 617.96, 945 nucleotides. RefSeq lists its product as uncharacterized. Gene Ontology annotation, cellular component: nucleus; Smc5-Smc6 complex. The record is from RefSeq and is a predicted model, not a curated record. Gene Ontology annotation, biological process: DNA damage tolerance; double-strand break repair via homologous recombination. Gene Ontology annotation, molecular function: ubiquitin-protein transferase activity. The transcript is spliced from 2 exons. The coding region runs from base 1 to 945 and encodes 314 amino acids. Lineage: Eukaryota; Fungi; Ascomycota; Eurotiomycetes; Chaetothyriales; Herpotrichiellaceae.
AUGGCAGACGUGAGGCCGAGCCCAGGAUACACAGAUGCCAACCGAGCGUUUUUGCAAUCCUUUCUCGCGCGAAAUAUCCUGACACUGGAGACGGCCAAACCCAUCAUCGCAGCGAUCUCUACAUUUCGAGAAGGACGUGAAGUCCAGCCUCAAGAUGUCACGGUGGAAGACCUGAACGACUACAUUUCCCAGGCGAAUCGAAAACUGUCUCCUCUUGAUCUUGAGAUCCGGAGCACCUUCCACCAACAAACCCGAGAGAGAUUCUACGCGCUGGUCAACACCACGAGCGACUCUCUGACGCAACUCGCGACAACCUACACCGCGGACGAGAUCAUCUAUGUCAAGAAGUUGCUCGAUGCAAUGUUCGACGGGCAGAACAACAAGGGCCGGCGUGAAGCCAUGUGUCUGAGCGGCAUCGAGGCCAUCCAGGUUGGAAGAGCACAGAACAGACGCGAGACGCAGAACGGCAAUGCGACACAGUCGACGGCCGGCAUCCUUGGUGCUAGGGAUGCUGAGGCCAUGCUUGGCAAGUUGGUGGAUGAGGGCUGGUUGGAGAAGAGUAGACAGGGCUUCUACAGCUUGAGUCCGCGGGCGUUGAUGGAGUUGAAGGGUUGGCUGGUCGACACGUAUAACGACGAAGAUGAAGAUGGCCACAGACGAGAAAAGAUCAAGUUCUGCCAUGCAUGUAAAGAAAUCAUUACGGUGGGCCAACGGUGUCCGCGGCGCGAAUGUCCUUGUCGUCUCCACGACAUCUGCACACAGAACUUCUUCCGCAUGCAACGCUCUCAGACGUGUCCUCUGUGCAAAACCGAAUGGGAUGGACAACAUUACGUCGGGGAGAAGGCUAUCACUACCUCGGAAAGCUAUCAGACUGGUCGACGACGAAGCGGACAAAGACCGCGAGCGGAACCCACGACAGAAGGUGCCGAAGACGAUAAUAGUUGA